CAGUAGAAGUUGAUCUUCGUGUUCAAUAAGCAGUUGGAGUUGAUAGCACCAAGUAAACAACAAAAGAUAGAAGUGAAAGCAUGAAACUACAGGUUCGCUGACCUCUGACCUGAAACACAGAGCUUAAACGCCUCAUCUGCUGCUGACACUCAUCACCAGUAUUAUUAGUCGACGUGUUUUUGGUCUCGGUAUUUUUCAUGUUAGGAUCAUGUUUGCUUUCUGGACUGUCUCUGCUGUGCUCCUUCUUUCCUUCACGCAGGACAGAGGCAGUGCUCGUCUGAUCUACGCAAAAGUUGGUGACUUUGUUGUCCUGCAUCCAGGUCAGACCUUUGAUUCCAUAUUGGCCGUAACCUGGAAGCACAACAUGAACAACAUCAUGGAGUGGUCUGGAGCUGGUACAACUUGUUUAAGAGGUUUUAUUGGCCGCUGUGGUUUUGACAAAUCAACUGGAAGUUUGAUCAUCAACCAUCUGACAGUAGAGGACACUGGCAACUACAACGCUGAGAUUGACGGCAAGAUUCUUGAUCAGAUAGAGCUCUGGGUUAUCAUACCGGUCCCAAAACCCACAGUGUCCAUAGAAUGCAACAAGGAUAAGAGCCACUGUAACCUCACCUGUAAAGCCAACAUCACUUCUCAUUUUGGACCCGUCAUGUAUAGAUGGGAAGCAGGAGGCAAGCUGCUGUCCAAUAAAAUGAAGCUGAUGUUAACAAAGAAUAACAUGGAGUACUCCUAUGUCUGCACGUUGCUAAACCCCUUUAGCAACUCGUCCAGUGAUAAGGUGACUUACCCCGUUAGCCCUAAAGGUGAGCUGCAAAUAUUUCUAUCUGUGUCCUUUUUAAAAGGUCUGGUUGUAAUCAGUUGUGGAUAUUAAAA
Messenger RNA from Xiphophorus hellerii (green swordtail), 873 nucleotides. RefSeq names its product lymphocyte function-associated antigen 3-like. The record is from RefSeq and is a predicted model, not a curated record. Gene Ontology annotation, cellular component: membrane. Bases 209 to 871 code for a protein of 220 amino acids. The transcript has 6 exons. Lineage: Eukaryota; Metazoa; Chordata; Actinopteri; Cyprinodontiformes; Poeciliidae.